CGGACAAGAGCAAAUAUAAAUACCAUCGUGGCCGCUCUGCCACCUAGCCUGGCUUGUUUGAUCUCUUUCCGUCUCACACACACCUCUACAUCCCACCAACAGACAAAAUGGUUCCUGCUAUCAAGCUCAACUCCGGCUUCGACAUGCCCCAGGUCGGCUUCGGCCUCUGGAAGGUCGACGGCUCCAUCGCCUCCGAUGUCGUCUACAACGCCAUCAAGGCCGGCUACCGCCUCUUCGAUGGUGCCUGCGACUACGGCAACGAGGUUGAGUGCGGCCAGGGUGUUGCCCGCGCCAUCAAGGAGGGCAUCGUCAAGCGCGAGGAGCUCUUCAUCGUCUCCAAGCUCUGGAACACCUUCCACGACGGCGACCGCGUCGAGCCCAUUGUCCGCAAGCAGCUUGCCGACUGGGGUCUCGAGUACUUUGAUCUCUACCUGAUCCACUUCCCCGUCGCCCUCGAGUACGUCGACCCCUCGGUCCGCUACCCUCCCGGCUGGCACUUUGACGGCAAGAGCGAGAUCCGCCCUUCCAAGGCCACCAUCCAGGAGACCUGGACGGCCAUGGAGUCGCUCGUCGAGAAGGGUCUCUCCAAGAGCAUCGGCGUCUCCAACUUCCAGGCCCAGCUCCUGUACGACCUCCUCCGCUACGCCAAGAUCCGCCCUGCCACCCUCCAGAUCGAGCACCACCCCUACCUCGUCCAGCAGAACCUCCUCAACCUCGCCAAGGCCGAGGGCAUCGCCGUGACCGCCUACUCCUCCUUCGGCCCUGCCUCCUUCCGCGAGUUCAACAUGGAGCACGCCCAGAAGCUCCAGCCCCUCCUCGAGGACCCCACCAUCAAGGCCAUCGGCGACAAGUACAACAAGGACCCCGCCCAGGUCCUCCUCCGCUGGGCCACCCAGCGCGGCCUGGCCAUCAUCCCCAAGUCCAGCCGCGAGGCCACCAUGAAGUCCAACCUCAACUCGCUCGAUUUCGAUCUCUCCGAGGAGGACAUCAAGACCAUCUCUGGUUUCGACCGCGGCAUCCGCUUCAACCAGCCCACCAACUACUUCUCCGCCGAGAACCUCUGGAUCUUUGGUUAAAUUAACCUCUCCCGCAACUGAGGGGGGAAAGCUCGCUUCUCCCCCUCAAAAAUUCUCUUACCCCGGUUGAGUGUGUAUUAUACCCAUAUCGCACUGGUGUAGGCGGAAGGAAGGGAUUGGUUGCCUAAAUCGCUUCCACUCACCAACCCCCCGCGUGCCAUGCAUCGCACACACUCUCAUCCAACAACCCACAUACCCGACCAUCAGAGACACCGAGAAGGAGAGACGGCUGGUCACCGUGGUUAGCGAC
Messenger RNA from Neurospora tetraspora, 1326 nucleotides. Its product is annotated as xylose reductase. The record is from RefSeq and is a predicted model, not a curated record. Bases 108 to 1076 code for a protein of 322 amino acids. Gene Ontology annotation, cellular component: cytosol. Gene Ontology annotation, biological process: D-xylose catabolic process. NCBI's taxonomy places the organism in Eukaryota, Fungi, Ascomycota, Sordariomycetes, Sordariales, Sordariaceae. Gene Ontology annotation, molecular function: D-xylose reductase (NADPH) activity. The transcript is spliced from 3 exons.